Messenger RNA from Oenanthe melanoleuca, 6081 nucleotides. RefSeq names its product zinc finger protein 512B (gene ZNF512B). The transcript has 17 exons. The record is from RefSeq and is a predicted model, not a curated record. Bases 128 to 2449 code for a protein of 773 amino acids. Gene Ontology annotation, molecular function: zinc ion binding. Lineage: Eukaryota; Metazoa; Chordata; Aves; Passeriformes; Muscicapidae.
CAGCCCGGCCCGGGGGGCGCUGCCCCGUCCCGCCCUCCCGGGGCGGCGCCCCCGCCCGUCCUCCCGGUGCCGAUCCCGGUGCCGGUGCCGGAGCCAGGCGAGGCCGGAGCGGCCCGGUGGCGGCGAGAUGGCGGAUUCCUAUACCUGUAAAGGUGGAAGGAAAACUGCAGGCUCUAACAAACCCACUGCCAGCAAAGAAAGCAGGACAGAGACGAGGAUAAACCCACCAGCAGAGCUGCCCAAACUGGGAAAUGCAACCAGUGACAAAACUGAAGGCAGGAAGAAAGGAAGACCCAAGGCUGAGAACCAGGCGCUGAAAGACAUCCCUCUCCCCCUGAUGAACCAGUGGAAGGACGAAUUCAAAGCCCACUCUAGGGUGAAAUGUCCCAAUUCAGGCUGCUGGCUGGAGUUCCCCAGCAUUUAUGGCUUGAAGUACCACUACCAGCGCUGCCAAGGGGGUGCAAUCUCGGAGAAGCUGACAUACUCAUGCUCAUACUGCGAAGCUGCCUUCAGCUCCAAAACCCAGCUGGAAAAGCAUCGGCUCUGGAAUCACUUGGACCGGCCAAUGCCAACCAGCAAAGCAGAAAACAAAGUGCCCAAGGCCAUUGGGAAGAGCAGUGGAAAGAAAAGACCUGCUGAGAGUUCAGCUUGCCCCACCAUCCAUCCCAAACAGGCAAAGAUGGAAAAAGCCGUGGCCCAGGAGCACGCAGAGAAUGGCGAGUGCCUGGCGGAGAGCCGGGAGAGCAAGGAGUUCCAGAUUGCAGCAGCUGAGGCCAUGGCAGCUGCCACCCCCACGGCCAAGUCCUCCAGUGGCAAGGACACCGGGCAGCAGAGGGGCAGCCAGGCCUCACUGCAGGAGGAAGAUCCUGAGAGGAUGAAGCACAGAAGGAAACAGAAAACUCCUAAGAAGUUUACGGGGGAGCAGCCGUCCAUCUCGGGGACAUUUGGACUGAAAGGUCUUGUCAAAGCAGAGGACAAAGCAAAAGCCCAUCGAGCCAAGAAGCUGGAGGGAAAUGCAAACAUGGAGGAGCUGAAAAAGAAACCUCCAGGAGUUGGUGUGAAGAAGGAAACAUCUGUGCAUCCACCAGCAGCAGCAAACCCUGAGGACCAGUGGCAGCGGGAGAUCAGUGAGAAGGGGGAAGUUUCCUGUCCAACCUGCAGUAUUAUAACCAGGAAAACUAUUGUGGGACUCAAAAAGCACAUGGAUGUCUGCCAGAAGCUGCAGGAUGCCUUGAAGUGUCAGCACUGCAAGAAGCAGUUCAAGUCCAAAGCUGGGCUGAAUUACCACACCAUGGCUGAACACGUCAGCAAGCCUGUUCCUGUGGAAACCGCUGGACUUGGUGAACAGGAAGAGCGGGAAAGGCUGAGGAAAGUGCUAAAGCAGAUGGGAAAACUGAAAUGUCCCAAUGAGGGUUGUGUGGCCAACUUCUCCAGCCUGAUGGGCUACCAGUACCACCAGAAGCGGUGUGGCAAGCAGCUUGCCGAGGCCGACAAGCCCGUGUUCAGCUGCCCACACUGCGGCAAGAAGUACAAAUCCAAGGCUGGCCACGACUAUCACGUGCGGUCAGAGCACCCGGCCUCGGUGAGCGCCCCGGACGCCUGCGCAGCCCGAGGAGCGGGGCCAUCCCCCCCCGGGGGGGACUGCAGAGCGCCAGAGCCCGCGGGCAGGACAGAGCCGGCCACGGCCGGGCCGGGCAAGCCUCCAGAGGAGCCAGAGGUGAAGCCAGAGCCUGCUCCUGUAGAAGAUUUUGAGAGGACCCCGAGCGGCCGCAUCCGCAGGACGUCAGCCCAAGUCGCCGUCUUCCACCUCCAGGAGAUAGCAGAGGAUGAGCUGGCCAGGGACUGGACCAAGCGGAGGAUGAAGGAUGACCUGGUGCCUGAAACAAAGCGGCUCAAUUACACCCGGCCAGGGCUUCCAAAGCUCAAUCCCAGGCUGCUGGAAAACUGGAAGAAUGAAGUGAAGGAGAAAGGCCGCAUCAACUGUCCUAACAACUGCUGUGAAGCCAUUUACUCCAGUGUCUCGGGGCUGAAAGCUCACCUGGCCAAUUGCAACAAGGGGGACCACUCAGUGGGCAAGUACCGCUGCCUCCUGUGCCAGAAGGAGUUCAGCUCCGAGAGUGGCGUCAAGUACCACAUCAUCAAGGCUCACUCGGAGAACUGGUUCCGAACCUCCUCAGAGGCCAGCCGGAAAAAGAAAAACAGAGAACAGCUUUCUUCCAGCAAAGAGGAGAAAAAGAAAAGCACAAACGGGAAGAAAAGGGGGAGAAAACCCAAGGAGAGGCCUCCGGAAAUGUCCCCGAAGGGCAAAGAGAGCGUGGCAGCAAAGACUAAUCACAAGAAAACCCUCGAGCACUGGGAAGGCUCCCGGGGCAGCCCCGAGGGGGACGAGCUCGUCCUCAAGCCCCCGAGCCAGCGGAAGGGAGGAGCCAGCAAGAUGCCCGAGAAAUGAGCAGCUCAGAGACUCGUCUCCGAGGAUUUGUUUACAGCCCAGGGUAACAGGGUGGGGGUCUCUCCCAGUUUUAUGUCCCCUCUUCCCCAUCCCACCUCCCCUUGCCCCACCCUUCUCUCACCCUCUUUUUACAAAAAGAAAGGAAAAAAAAGGAAAAAAAAAAAAAAAAGACAGAAAAUACCAGUUAACCACUUUAAACAAAUCACGGACCUUGUUUCACACUGGAAAACAAACAGGAUCAAGAAAGCUGGAACGUGCUCCACCCCCUGCCCUUGUACAUAGCCCUCGGUGGGGCCCCGCUGCCUCCCCCGGCCCGUGAUUCCCCUCCCUGCGCCAGCCUGGUGACGCUUGAGCGAGAGAGAAGUGCAAUAGCAGCGGGGUCCCGUGGCGGGGACCCUCCCCGUGCCUCCCAGCUCCAGGGUGAUGUUUCCAAAGAUGUUUGACCCGGAGGGGCCGGAGGGUUGCUGCGGUCAGGGGUCAGGCAGCGCUGUCCCUGCAGCCGCGGGUUGGGCAGGCAGCGGCUCUGUGGGAUGUCAGCCUGGCAGGGUUUGCGUGGUGCAAGGCACAGAGCAGGAUUGUGACACGCUGGGAGAGUGGGAGGUGUGAGCAGGAGAGAGGGAGCUCCGGGACUGGUCAGGCUGGAGGGUUUAAUGGGAAGUUGUGGGAAUGCUGUGGGCACCGUGGAGAGUGGCAGUGCAGUGAGGGAGCUGUGCCCUGGUGCUUGGGUUGUGUUUGCCUGGAGUGCUGUGAUGGCAGAGACAUGAUGCCAGUGCCAGGGUCAGGGGGAGAUGGCAGCCAAGGAGCCGUCCCCUAGCCUGGGGGCAUCCAAGGGUGAUUCAGGGUCCCACUGUGCUCCAUCCCCAAGGCGCCAGUCACCCAGGAGGGAGGAAUGGAGUCUUAGUUCCCCAGCUGUGGCCACAGGAGGUGUGCAACAGGGGCAGCAUCGAGAGACAAUCACGGGUCCUGCUGUAGGAUGAGCCCAGUUGCUUCCCAGGCACCUCACAUUCCCCUUGUCCUUUCGGGCUGGGACCCACCAUAGGAGGAGUCUCUGCUUCCAAAGAUGCAUCUGAGCCCCUGACCACCCUCCUCGGGGUGGCAGGACCCUGUGGUGCCAUCCCUGCUUGUGCUCUUCCCUGGAGCUCUGUGCUCCUGUGCUGGCACUGUCAUCACACCUCGCUCCAGCCCAGGGGGAGCCAUCCCUGGACCGGGAUGUGCCCGUCUCCAGGCAAAACCAGGCUACCUCGGUCCUUGGGAAAGGGGCACGUUUCCUCUCAGUAACACAACAGAAAACCUUAAUUUGAUUUUUCCCCUAUGCAGAGCCAGGAAGGAGGCAUCAGAGGGGGAGCUUCUGCUUUUGCUUUAAUUAAUUCAAACCUCAGUCCUCACUUUCCUUCAUUGCUCCUCGUUGCCUGCCAGAGGCUCGGUAUCAUUCCCUGCUCCAAGCAGCAGCUCAGGCGUAAUUAACACCCUCCACUGGCAGGUUAUUCCAGCCAGGGAGGGGGGACAGUGGUGGCUGAAGCUAGGGUGGCUUCUCAGGGAGCCAGGGCUCCUGCUCUGUCCACAGCGCCUGGAUCCACCAUCUGCAUUGCCCAGUGAGCUGGGCACGUGCCUGCAGCUGAGGGAACUGACUGAGCAUUGCUGCCUGUGCUGGGCCUCGAGGCAAUUAGUGAGAAAGCUUAAUUAGUCACUGCAGCUCAGCCUGGUCGCUGCUUGCACUUCAUCGGAUCUAUGUUUGCAUGGUGUCACUGGGGUAGAUUCUGCCUCCCUGAGGAAGGGGGAGACCUUUGGGAGCUGUAGCACAGCUUGGAAAAGCUCACAGGCAGCAGCAGGAAGGGGAGCACAGGCAGAGCCGUGGGCCUGGCACUGAAAUCUCUGUGAGGGUGCAGAGGGAGCCUCUGCAUCCCAAAAUGAUGUCCUGCCAUGGUGGGAAGUCCCCAGGAAAGCUCCAUGCCCUGGCCUAGGGAAGGUGUAGCCCAGGCUGCUGGCUUGGAUGGUCACCACACAAUCCUCACUGUCUCCUCUUAGGCAUGGCUUGGGACUCUGUUCUGUUAACAUGUAAUUAAUUGGCUUCUCAUUGAUUAAAUUAACAGGCAGCACUGUGCUCCACAGGGGGGGAGCCCCGGGAGCUGCUCAGGCUGGGGUAGGCAAAGGGCUGGCUCAGGGGUCAUCAUGGGGUCUGGAUCAAAACCCGCCUCUGCUUCCAUAAUGAAUGUCUGGCAGGAGCAGGGACAGCUGCAGUGGCCUCACAGAGUGACACCAGCCUGGAGGGGACCCCAGGGACCAUUUGGGGUCUCAGGGCAGGCAGUGGGAGCAGCAGUCCUGGUGCUGGGGCUGUCCCUGUCACCCUCAGAGCACUCACAGCCCCAGUGAGGGCAGCACCAUGGUCAGGAGGGAAUUUCUGUGAGAAAGUGAAAUCUUCAGGGUUCCCCCUCCACCCCAAAAAGGUGUUUUCCCCACUAGUCAUCACUCGAAGAGGAACAUGUUUUCCCCCCCCCACCUUCUCCAUGAGACAUCCUUUACUCUCCUGCUUGUUCCAGGGCAAUGCUGGGAUCGCCAGCACCUGCCAGUGCCACGACAGGUGAGCGGGCAGGGCUGAGUGACACCAUGGUGGCAUUGCUGGGGGGGCCAGUAGGCUGUGCCCCUCCAGGUGCUCCCAGCAAGGCAGUGCCAGAGGGGUAACCACCUUGAUCCAGAGGGACAGGCAGAGGGACUAGAUGGGGGACGAGGUGUCCUGUCCCCUUCCAUCCCAUAACGCAUGGGAAUUGGGGAUUUUGUCACCGUGGGCACAGUGACACUGUGGUCCUGCACCUCCACUGCUGGGGAAACUCACCAUCCCAUCACCCAUGGGAAUUGGGGAUUUUAUCACCGUGGGCACAGUGACACUGUGGUCCUGCACCUCCACUGCUGGGGAAACUCACCAUCCCAUCACCCAUGGGAAUUGGGGAUUUUAUCACCGUGGGCACAGUGACACUGUGGUCCUGCACCUCCACUGCUGGGGAAACUCACCAUCCCUUGUCCCUGAGGAAAGGGCUAAACCUCCAUGGGAGCAGGCAUGGACUGCAAGCCUGUGGGAAGACCUCAUGGAAAGCUUGGGUCAUGGGGAACUGGGGAACCCUUGGCACCAACACCACGCCCUGGCGAGGAUGGCUGUGUCACACCAGCUCCAGCCAAGGUGGAUGGAGCUGCCCAGGGCUGGAGCAUCUCUCACCCCCAGGAACCCUGGGAGCAUUUUGUUCUUUUCUUUCUCUCCUUGUGACACCCAUCCCACGGCAUAUCCGAAUGUUUCUCGUCGAUGCCAGUUAUUAGUGCAUAAGUGUAUUUUGGGGAAAAAAUUAAAGCAGAAAAAAAAACAAAAAGGAAAAAAAAAAUUUUCAAUUUAUCACUUGUAACCAUAUAUAUAAAUAUAUAAAUAUAUAUAUUAAAAAGUGUUUAUUUGCAAAAAAUAAAAUUGUUUUAACGGUAAACUAUCUUAUAAUAAACUCCCGAUUUGUGAUGAUCUGUUUUUUUGUUAAUCAUUGACAAAUCCUCAGUUGGAGAGUACUGUCCGAGCAGCUCCGAGCAGCGCCCAGGCGCUCCCUGUACUGUAUGUAUGAAACAGCUGUAUCGAAUAAAUGGUUAUUGAUUUUUUAUUA